Plectropomus leopardus (leopard coralgrouper) is the source of this 3895-nucleotide messenger RNA. RefSeq lists its product as uncharacterized. Gene Ontology annotation, molecular function: RNA binding; transcription factor binding. Gene Ontology annotation, biological process: positive regulation of transcription by RNA polymerase II. Lineage: Eukaryota; Metazoa; Chordata; Actinopteri; Perciformes; Serranidae. Gene Ontology annotation, cellular component: nucleus. The record is from RefSeq and is a predicted model, not a curated record.
AGUUGUUGGCGUCAAUCUGAUCUCAGGUCGGUGCUGGUUUCGCGCCUCCAGUCUGCGACCACGUGUCUCUCUCCGGCCUGCCAGUGGACCAUGUGGAGCAGCAAGAUGGCGGCGCGGUGGAGGGGGAAAGACGGGCAUUUAAAUACCGGCAACAGCGACUUUCUGGCCUCCGACACUUCACACGAGCUGGUCCUGAGUAGACGUGAUGUGGAGGGUGUGGAGAUGGACACACAGUCCUGCGUGGAUCACUCAAUCCUGGCCAUUUUUGAGGACUCAACCAUCACAUCAGAGGAUAAGAGUGGAGCGGAGGAAGAGAGUCAGACGCUGCUGUCGGCCCUGACUGAGAUGCUGGACAGUGUGGAGGAUGAUGAUGGGACUCUGUCUCCCUUUGACACCCUACCAGACACCAAGCUGCUCACCCACACAGAGCGCACGGACAGUUCAGAGGAACUGACACUUGCUGACAGACUUAGACCAAGGUCCAAAUCAGCAAAUAUAUCAUUCACAAUAAAGAUUGAUGGAGAAAAGAAAGAUAAAAGCAAACUGGAGAGAAGCAGCCCUCCACAGCUGUUCAAACAACAGAGUCAAACAUUGUUUCACUCCAGAGAUAAGAAAGCGGAGGCUGAAGUCGAGGUCUUCACCACCACCUCUCUUGUCAACCUGGUGAAGCUCAUGCACCCCUACUGCCUGAAGCUGCACGUGGAAGAGGAGGACGGCAAACAAAGACAGAAUCGAACAGUAUUCUCUCAGGAAGAGGUGUGGAAGUACGAGAGACCCAGUGAAGACAGCGAUGAGGAGAUAAAUGUUGUGUCUGAUGACGAGGUAACUGUGGAAGACACAAAAGCGGGGGAUGAAAAGAGAAAUAAUGACAGCCUCUUAAAGAGCGCACUACUGAAUGGAAGCUCAUCUAGAACGACACCAUCCAAGGAGAAGAAACGAGUGAGCUUUGGCCCGGUUCAAGUGGCUUCAUUUGAUGAUUCGGUAGAAAAGGGAUUGAAUGAGAGAAAUCACACAAGUGGGAACACAAGUGAAACUGUGUCAAAUCCACUGAACGGCACCAAAGCACUUGAAUCCGAAACAACGUCCUCAGUAAUGAACAGUAACAAGGCGGAUGAGGCAACGCCACUUAAAGGUGAGACAAAAGCCAAAUCACUCAGCCUCCAACAGUACAGGCAGCUGCGCCAAAAGAGGCGGCCCCUGGUGGAGAAACAGGGGAACUACAUGACCAAGUGGCCCUCUGUUCCCGAGCCCCCCAAAGAGCUGACCCCCAUCCUCGAUUUACAGGGACAAAGACAAAACAGCUUUGGACCAAAGACGGCGCACCAUUAUCCACCAAGUGGUGCUGAUCAGCUGCAUAGAUCUCAAACUCCUGCUCACAAGACCCACCACACCUCUGCUCUGCACAGGCCCCGCCCCUCAGAGGCCAAACCAUCCCCUCAUCUAUGUCACAGCGGAUUAAAACACUCAAGGACUGCAUCCGUAAUCACCUCAGCUGCCAGUCUGCUGUCAGACGCCACAGCUCAUGUCAGAGUGCCUGAAAAAAGUCCAGUAAAGAAACCAGCACAGUUCAGUAGUGACCCUCCAAACCCUGUCCUCCUCCCUCUACCAGCCAGCCGAACAACAUCACCAACCACUGAGCACUCCUCGCCAGAGUCCAAAGUGGACGUCCUCGUCAGAGACUCCAACCUCGACAGCACCAAGCACUUUCCAGAAAUCCAAAAUGAAUCCUCAGGCCUUCAAAGACAGCCAUCCUCCUCAGGACUGAAGCCUGAGGUGUUAGUAAACCAGGUCUACACCACUCUGUUCAAGGACAUUAAAAACAAGCUUACUGAGAUGGCUUCAGGCAUCUCCUUCAGAUCUCCAGCACUGCCCCCAACCACAACACAAACUGAAUCCUCCUCAGAGUGCAACAAACUACAGCUUCAAAGAUGCAGCCUGAACCUGACGAAAGAAACCAAGCUGGAACCAGAGACUCCCAAGUCAAGAAGUUCAGAUACAGUGAAGACACAUGACUCAGGAAUUGAAGCACCUGAUCUGACCAGCCUGCUGGAACAGUUUGAGGAAACGCAAGCUAAAGAGGAGAGGGUGUGUGAGAACGAGCCAGAGCCCAAACGCACUGUUUUACCCUCAAACCUGCAAACAGAUGGACAUGUGGACUUGGACAGGACUCCGUCUGUAGGAACGCACAGAGGCUCUACGGAAGCACUUGAUAACUUAAGCACUUCAGAAUCCCCCGAGAAUCCAAAAACCUUCAAGAAUCUACAAAUGUCGGAGUGUGCACACAUCCCAGAGCCCCUCGGCACUGAAAUCAUCCUCAGCACUCAACAAGAUCUGCCCGCAAGACGCAAAAAUCUUCCCUCCAAGGCCAUUCAGAUUAUCGACCCCCGUCCCUUGCCGUCCAAGAAGACACACGCCAACCUGUCAGAGCUCCCUGCUGCUCACGCCUCUCCUCAUACGUACUCAUCUGUAUGCUCCGAUCAUGAUUACUGCGGGCCAGUAGACCGUUCUGGUCAGCGCAGCAGAGCCUCUAAACUCAAGGACGUUUCUAUAAGCUCUGAUGCAUCGACCUACGACUCACGUGCUGCUGCUGAAUGCAUAAAACAGACCUCACCUGUUGAGGCUGCUGAGACUUCUGCAAAGUCUGUGGUGCAGCAUCCCUCCAAGCAACCAUGCAACGUGUCCGCAGACGAAGUUGCGGCGCUCUCAGAAAGCGCUGCCGCAGAGCAAGACUGCAGUUGUGCAGCGGAAGACAAAACAGCCCCAUGCACUCUCCCCACACCUCCACCCAGCCCUCCUGCCAGGGGGCGGGACAAAAGACGAUAUCGGAGAAGAUCUCCUCGUUCUGACUCCGGCUCCAGCUCCUCAUCAUCGUCAUCUUCCUCCAGCUCUGCAUCUCCCUCUCCAAAAAGACAAAAGCAUCGUCACAAGCGGUCAGAGAGCAGCUCGUGUUCGUCGUCCUCUCGCUCUCGCUCUCGCUCCUAUUCCCGCUCCCCACCUCGGCGUUACAGGUGGUCUUACUCAAGAUCAAGGUGUAGCAGGUCAAGAUCCAGAUCUUGGUCCCAGUCUAGGUCCCCAUCCAGAUCCAGAUCGCCAUCUCCACAGGUUUGCCAUAGACGCUGGAGAGAUGUUUACAGCCGCAGAGAGUCCAGGAAGCUCAGGAGAGAGCACGAGAUCAGGAUCCAGAAACUUAAAGCCAUAGAUGAGCGCAGGGUGGUGUAUGUCGGCCGCAUCCGCAAGUCCAUGACACACAACGAACUGAGGGAACGCUUCUCUCAGUUCGGAGAUGUCGAAUGUGUGUCUCUUCACUUUAGAGACAGAGGCGACCACUACGGCUUUGUCACAUUCUACAACAUGGACGAUGCUUUUGCGGCCAUAGAUAACGGCGGCAAACUACGGAAGCCCGAUGAGCUGCCGUUUGACAUCUGCUUUGGUGGAAGAAGACAGUUCUGUAACUCAGACUACGCCGACCUCGACGCGAACAGAGACUCAGAGCCGUCUCCUGCCAAGAGCAGGUUUGAGGACCUUGACUUUGACUCGCUGCUGAAACAGGCCCAGAGAGGAUUAAAGAGGUAGCAGAGCUGUGUGGGAGGACACCACCACCAGGCUGGAUAUGUCGAAGAUGAAAAGAACAUUUUUCAUGAACCUCAGAGCUUUAUGCUCUUACUUUAUGUAGCAAACGUGUGUCUGUCGGUCUGUUUUUCAGUGUUUUGACUCUAAUAUGCAUGCAGUUUCUGACAUGUACAGUUAAUAUGUACAAAUGUGUAGCACUGUUAAAUUUGAUAACAUGGUAUUAAUGGAACCUACUAAAGAUUUUUGCUUCAUUCCAUAACGAUGAUUAAAGAGUUUUGUAUAUUUUAUGUUAAAAAAAAUAAAGGUUCUUUUUUGUGUUUCCUGA